This is a messenger RNA of Ectocarpus siliculosus, 912 nucleotides long. Lineage: Eukaryota; Phaeophyceae; Ectocarpales; Ectocarpaceae. The record is from the annotation of a GenBank genome assembly.
AACAUGCAUUGCUCUGCACUGCCGGCCUGCGCGGAUAUCCCAAUCAUGACCUGUCCCGGCAGAAGGAAGCCACUUAUGAGAAGAGCAGCGUUGGCCCUUGGGCUUCUGUUGCCUAGCUUAGACCAGGUGUCGGAUGCAUUUGUCUUUCACGCGCCCGUGCCAUCAACUGCAUCCCCGUGUGAUCAUGCGGCGUUUGAAUCAGUCGGGUUAACAAGCAACUGCCUGCUGAAGGCUUGGAGUAGCCGUACCAGCAGAACAGGGAGGAAAGCUCCUGCACCUGAUGGCCAGCGACACCAAGGAAAGGCAAGGAGAGGGAUCAGACCUGCCUUGAUGUCCUUCGAGCCUGGGGUGGAAGCGGCCGCGGCGAGCGCUGGGGGCGGCGACGGCGGCCAAGAGCAGGGCUUCGACGGGGACAUGGCGCCCGUGGACCUGGACCAGGCAAUGGGAUCCUUCUCUCCCGAAUGGGCGAACGGGACGGCUAGGGUAGAGGCAAAGGAGCAGUUGAUAAAGGGAUCGGUCAUCGCGGCGAACCAGACGGUCUUCCCAUACUCGAUCGACAGCUUCCCGCCUCUGACAAACAGCGAGGUGUACUACAACGGGACAUCCGAGCGUUACUGGUGGAACCAGAAUGCCGACGCGGUGAGCGUGUACGUGCCGGUACCGAAGGACUUCGAUGCCGAGAAAGUCGAGUUCGUGGCCAAGACUAGACACAUAUCGCUCAAGUUCGACGGAGAAGAGGUCCUCGCCGGAACUCCCUUCUACCGGAUCGAUGGGUACGACUCCCUUUUCGUGCUCGACUCCGACAAUGACCCGCCCUACGUGCAGCUCGAGCUCUUCAAGGUCCGGGAGUACCAGAACUGGGAGGACUUCUUGCUGGAAAAGUCCGACUUCACUCCGGGAGGGGCGCAGUAG